Ceraceosorus bombacis is the source of this 1503-nucleotide messenger RNA. Lineage: Eukaryota; Fungi; Basidiomycota; Exobasidiomycetes; Ceraceosorales; Ceraceosoraceae. The record is from the annotation of a GenBank genome assembly.
AUGUCUCGCGCUCAGCUCCUCGCCGGUCUCCGCACUGGAGGCCCUCGAUCGAGCUCGCCUUCUGCCGUUGAGGAUGGCAUGUUCCAGGCCCAGCAGAGCACGUCGCCCGUCUCAACUCAAGAUGGUUCCAAAGCCGCCUCGCCGAACACGCUCAAGGCUAAUGCUGCCGUCUUUACCCCAGGCCAGCGCGUGAACUCGCCCCAGCGCGAGCAGACCCCACCUCAGAACAAUGGUGCUGAAGGUCAGCAACAGCUUUUGGAGGCUCACUUCGCUGCACUUCGCGUGCAGCAAGCCAUGGCUCUGCAGAACCAGAACAGCCUCGCUGCACUUUACGGUGCGGCUCAGGGACAGCCACAGCAACACUACAACGCUCAGCAGCAGGCGUACGAGGCUCUCGUUCGUCAACACCAGCAACAAGAGGAGAUUCGUCGUCAACAACAGGCAGCUCUCGCUCAGGUAAGUCUAUCCCUGACAGCACCUGACAGGCUUUCACUGACUUGACACACGCGCUCGCCACAGCUCGAGCAGCUCCGCUCUCAGGCUGCCAACAGCCCACAGCAGCAGCAACGCUUGCUUCUCGCUCAGAUCCACGCCGAGUACGAACGUCAGGCUCAGCUGGCCGCUCUCGCGGAGCAAGUUCAGGCUCAGCAGCUGCAGUCGAGCGCUGCCGAGCAGCGUCAGGCCGCUCAAGCCACGAUCCAGGCCAACCUGCGCAACCGUCAGACUCAGCAAGCCUACACUCAACUGCUCGAGCAGCAGCAGCGCAAUCAGCAGCAGGACCAAGACCAAGCUCAAGCUGAAGUUGAGCUCAUGCAGCGCCUCCAGUACAUUCAGAUGCACUAUGCUGCUCAGCAGCAACAGCAGGCUGCUCUUGGUCUCGGACAGACGGCUUCGCCUCCCAUGCGCGCUGCCCAACAGCUCAACCGUGCGGGAUCGCCAUCCGACAAGAACAGCGCUCGUCCGCGUCAGCCAAGCCACGCCGACGCUGCCUCAUCGUGGCGUCAGCGCGCUACCGGUGCCAGUAAUGCUUCUACCCCUUCAAUCGUCGUCGACGAUUCCGCGAGCGAAAUCAGCGCGAAUGGCUCCACGUCCGAUGUCCACACGCCAGACACGAGUGACGAGGAUGUUCGCGACGGUGCCACGCUGGACAAGGUUCAAGCUGCUGCUGCUGCCAUGACUGCUCGUUACGGUGCGGUCGUGGACAGGCAGGGCAAGUCGGUUCCUAGCGUUCCCCGUGCCAUCUCGUUGACCGCCGCUCCUCGCUCUCGCAACUUCACUGCUGAGGCCAAGAGCGUCGCUAUGAGCAACUCGGGUAGCGGCAGCAAUGGCGGUCUGGCUGCGCCUACCCAGCCAGCUCGUCAGCCACGCGGACCUCCAACCGACUUCCAGCCAGUCAACUUCGCCUCGAGGAUCUCGGCGCGCACCCGCAAGGAAGCCAUGAGCCGUCUCUGCGCUAGCCCUCGCGCCGCCAGCUUCAGUCAGCGUGUCGUCUCGGUCGCCUAA